UUGCGUCUAAUUAAUUAUUGAUAAGAUGUCCUACUCAAACAGCCGUCGCAUGCGCAUUUGCAGACUUUGAUUUCUUCGCACUGAAUUUAUUAUAUUCAUUCAGGCGAUGAAACUGAUCGAUCAAGUCAAUGAAGAACUAACUGGCCGGAAAUGAUCUUCCGUCUCCUGCUUUCCGUUUUCCUCUUCUUUCCGUCGGCGGCAGCGGCGGCGUCACUGGCAAAGCCGGGCUGCGAAGAGUGGUGCGGAAACGUCUCAAUUCCGUUCCCUUUCGGAAUCGGUGAGGGCUGCGCUCUCAAUCCAUGGUUCUUAGUAAAAUGCGAUAAUAGCAGCAAUAAUCCUCCCAAACCAUACCUAACCUCAUUCCUCCCAAUCGAGCUCCAAGGAUCAGUGGUGGCCGUUUCGCUACAGAACCAAACCAUCACCACUCUAAAAUCCGUUAUCAAUUUCUGCGAUAAUUCCGCGGGUAGGUACGCCAUCACCAACGGCACAGAUCUCUCCGCCUCCCCCUUCUACUACUCCAAAUCGCGCAACAAAUUCCUGUUCGGCGGUUGCGGCAACUCCCUGCUCACUCAGAACUCCGCCGUCCUCGCCGGCUGCACCGCCAUUUGCGGCGAAAACAUCAGCUCCGGAUUGACCGGAUGCUACGGCAUCGACUGUUGCGAGAGUCCCAUUCCCUUCGAUCUGAGCUCCUACAGCGCCAAUUUCACAAAUUCGGGAAUCCAGAGCGGCGCCAACCCCUAUAAUCUCUCGAGAUGUAAUUCCGCUUUUUUGGUUGAUCAGAGAUGGAUUCCUAAACAAAGUACCUCAUUGUUUUCUGAUUAUGCCCCCGUUGUAUGGAUUUGGACGGUUCAAGCGAAGGAUUUUCCGGCGGCCACCAUCUGCCGCACCUCCGAUGAUGCUGCCGUUCAGCUGGCCGACGGCACCUCUGUAUCUAACUUCCGAUGUGACUGCCCAACAGGGCAGGAGGGAAACCCAUACAUUGCUCAUGGUCAUGGAUGCCAAGCGUGUGCCAGUUGCGGACCCGACCCUAUUACCUCCCGGAAGCUGUCCAUAUUUGGAAGCAUACUGAUAAGUGCAGGCAUACUAGUCUUUGUAUUAUGUACCUUUUUCUUGUACAAAGUGGUGAAGAAGAGAAGGGCAAAGAGAAUUAGAGCCAAAUUUUUCAAACAAAAUGGUGGCUUGUUAUUGCAGCAACAAUUAUCAUCCAAUGAAGACGACGUUAUUGACAGAACAAAGCUUUUUACUGCAAAGGAACUGGAAAAGGCCACUGAUCGCUUCAAUGAAAAUCGGAUCCUAGGUCGAGGAGGUCAAGGAACAGUGUAUAAGGGCAUGUUAGCAGAUGGCAGGAUUGUUGCUGUUAAGAAAUCUGUCCGGGUAGAUGAAAGCAAAAUCGAAGAAUUCAUCAAUGAAGUUGUCAUUCUUUCGAGGGUGAACCAUAGGAAUGUGGUGAAGCUAUUGGGGUGUUGUCUCGAGACAGAAGUUCCACUCUUAGUUUAUGAAUUUAUAACAAAUGGUACACUUUUCAGCUUGAUUCAUAGUGACAACCUUAACGAUGAGUUUCCCUUCUCGUGGGAGAUGCGACUAAAAAUCGCAACAGAGGUAGCUGAUGCUUUGGCUUAUCUGCAUUCAUCGUCUUCCAUUCCAAUCUUACAUCGCGACAUCAAGUCUAGCAAUAUCCUUCUAGACGAGAAGUACCGAGCUAAAGUGUCAGAUUUUGGAACUUCAAAGUCCAUUGCCAUUGAUCAGACUCAUGUCACUACUCAAGUGAAAGGAACAUUUGGCUACUUGGACCCUGAGUAUUUUCAAUCCAGUCAGUUUACUGAAAAGAGUGAUGUCUAUAGUUUCGGAGUCGUAUUGGUUGAACUUAUGACGGGAAACAAGGCAAUUUCUUUUGCGACAAAUGAAGAAGAGAGAAGUCUUGCCACACGAUUCCUUUUGGCUAUGGAGGGGAAUCGACUCUUCAAGAUUCUUGACAAACAAGUGUUGGAACAAGGCAAAAAGGAAGAUCUCAUGGUAGUUGCAGACCUUGGUAGGAGAUGUUUGGACUUGAAUGGAAAAAAGAGGCCGACCAUGAAAGAAGUGGUAGCAGAACUAGAAAAGGUUAAAUCUGGCACAACUUCAUCCGUGACAAAGAAUUUUGAGGGAAAAAGGGUGUGGGAGAUUGAAACAACUACAUUUUCUGAAACUAAUUAUACAUGGACAACAACAGAGGAGAAUUGCAGUACUACAUCAUUAGACGCACACCCGUUAUUGUUCGAUACACUGUGACAUUGUUUAAUCGAUAGUAUUUUUGACAUGCACUAAUUUUAUGUAAUUGUUGUUAAAUUGGAUUAAAUCGUUACAUUUGAUAAGUUUGAUAGUCUAAUGUUUAGGCAUUACGCUUCUCCUCA
Molecule: messenger RNA, 2390 nt
Organism: Ipomoea triloba (trilobed morning glory)
Lineage: Eukaryota; Viridiplantae; Streptophyta; Magnoliopsida; Solanales; Convolvulaceae
Product: wall-associated receptor kinase-like 8
Exons: 3
Coding region: 151-2268 (705 amino acids)
Biological process (GO): cell surface receptor signaling pathway; protein phosphorylation
Cellular component (GO): plasma membrane
Molecular function (GO): ATP binding; polysaccharide binding; protein serine/threonine kinase activity
Source: RefSeq, a predicted model, not a curated record